Messenger RNA from Sclerotinia borealis F-4128, 546 nucleotides. The record is from the annotation of a GenBank genome assembly. Lineage: Eukaryota; Fungi; Ascomycota; Leotiomycetes; Helotiales; Sclerotiniaceae.
AUGGGCGCAAGUGUCUCGUGGCUGUCGGGGAUGUUAUUUGCAAAGAAGGAGAUCCGGAUAUUGAUUUUGGGACUGGAUAACGCUGGAAAGACUACACUACUAUACAGAUUGAAGAUUGGAGAAGUGGUAACUACGAUACCGACAAUUGGAUUCAAUGUGGAAUCAGUGACAUAUAAAAAUCUAAAUUUCAAUGUUUGGGAUCUUGGAGGUCAGACAUCGAUUCGACCUUAUUGGCGCUGCUAUUACGCCAAUACCGCUGCCGUAAUAUUCGUUAUUGAUUCCACGGAUAUCGAUCGAUUAGGUACUGCAUCAGAGGAACUGGCAGCGAUGUUGAACGAAGACGAGUUAAAGGAUGCCGCAUUACUGGUAUUUGCGAAUAAACAAGAUCAACCGGGGGCGAAAGGAGCUGGUGAAAUUUCCGAGGCUUUAAGACUAGGAGAGUUAAAGGAUAGAAAUUGGAGUAUAGUGGCAUGCAGUGCCGUAGAUGGUAGUGGUGUGGAUGAGGGGAUGGAUUGGCUUGUUCAAACUGUGCAGCAAGAGUCGUAA